Molecule: messenger RNA, 1400 nt
Organism: Periophthalmus magnuspinnatus
Lineage: Eukaryota; Metazoa; Chordata; Actinopteri; Gobiiformes; Gobiidae
Gene: esamb
Product: endothelial cell adhesion molecule b
Exons: 7
Coding region: 41-1318 (425 amino acids)
Biological process (GO): homophilic cell-cell adhesion
Cellular component (GO): adherens junction; plasma membrane
Molecular function (GO): cell-cell adhesion mediator activity
Source: RefSeq, a predicted model, not a curated record
GGAGAGAACUUUGAAGAUCAAGUCAAGUGAAUGUUGCGCCAUGGGGAUAAGGACGAGACUUGGAGCCGUGCUGCUGUUAAUGUGGAUUAUUCAAGGUGACACUGAGGGAGUGGAGAUCCCCACUAAAGAGAUAGAGGUGGUGAAGGGUCGGAUGGUGACGCUGCAGGCCUGGUACAGCCCCAGUUUGGACAUCAGUAAAAAUGUUGUCAUCUGGACUUUUGAGACCAACAAGUCCACUCCGGUAAUCAACUUCAGCUCAGGUAAGGUCGGAUAUGGCCAAAAUGUAUUCACCAAAAGAGUGGGCUUCACUGCGGCGAUGCCCUCAGCAAACCUCUCCAUCUACAUCAACAACACACAAGAAUCAGACAGCGGGCGCUACGUGUGCCAAGUGGUCGUCCCAGGAGGAGAUUUUAUUUCAGGACAGCUGAGCCUAAAUGUCAAAGUCCCACCAUCGCCCCCUGUCUGCACCAUGACAGGAAACCCCGUGGUGAGGGGCAACGUGACGCUGAGCUGUACAUCCAGUCAGGGGAAGCCUGCUCCUCAAUACAAAUGGACCAAGGCUGCACCACUGUCUGAGGUCUUCUUUUCACCAAUGCAGAAUGAAAGACAUGGCACCCUCCGCCUCAGUAACCUCACCAAAAGCAUGUCAGGGAAGUAUGUGUGCCGAGCCAGCAACACAGCCGGCUCAGACACCUGCUCCAUUAACCUUGAGGUCAUCACCUCCUCAAAUGCAGGCAUGAUUGCUGCAGCCACUCUGGGCUCCAUCGUGGGACUGGUGGCCAUGGUGCUGUUUCUCAUAUUUGUUCUGAGAAGAAGAGGGGACUCUGAAGAGGAGACAGCCAAUGAGAUCAAGGAGGAUGCCCAGGCACCAAAACGCGUAUCUUGGGCUAAGAGCACCACAGAAUCAGACAUCAUGUCUAAAAAUGGCACACUUUCAUCUAUAGCCACCAGCCCUCGAACACGAGACCCUCCAAACUUUCACUACCCCUAUUCCCCAAUGCCAGCUUCAGACAGUGGAUCUGUCAUUAACGCUUACCAGCUACGGCCUGGAGAGGCCAACACCUUACAGGGACUUCCGGGGUACAACAUUGGAGGCACUGCUCCUCGAAAACCCAAGCCACCCCCCACGGCAAAUGGUGCUCCCCCAUACAUGAUGCGGAGUCCAGGAAAUGGCGCUCCCCGUGGGCCAGAGGGUACACACCCUGAAGUCCCUCCCUCAGUUACUUUGUCUCCACAGACGAGUUCGUCCACCCUGACGCGUAUGGGAGCUGUAGCAGUGAUGGUGCCUGCUCAAAGCCAAGCAGGCUCUCUAGUGUAGCCAGCUGUAGCAACUCCACUGAGGCUAAAGGACAGUCGAUAAACAGGAAGAAGAAUGCCUUGAAAUGGAAAGCACCUUUUCA